AUGCCUGCUCCAGAAAUCACCGAGCCAAACCCACCACCCCUGCCAUCCAACAUCCCCGACAGUGUAACGGAGCUUGCAGUGCGUAAACACUUGCCUGUGAGCAACCUGUCCGAGAAUGACCUCGCCGGCGUCAAGGAGUUUCGCCGCGCGGCGUGCUACAUUGCCGCGGCCAUGAUAUUUUUGCGGGACAAUGUCCUCCUCGCAGACGACCUCACAGUCGAUCACAUCAAGCCGCGCCUGCUGGGCCACUGGGGUACCUGUCCCGGAUUGAUCUUGGUCUGGGCGCAUCUGAACCUGCUGGUCCGUGACCAUGACCUGCACAUGAUUCACGUCAUUGGCCCAGGCCAUGGUGCUCCCGCAGCGUUGGCCGCUCUCUGGCUGGAGGGUUCGCUGGAGAGGUUCUACCCAGGGGAGUACGAUAGGAACUCGGAGGGGCUAAAGAACCUCAUCACGAGAUUCUCAGUCCCGGGCGGCUUUCCUAGCCACAUCAAUGCCGAGACUCCCGGCGCAAUCCAUGAGGGUGGAGAGCUCGGUUACGCACUAUCCGUCUCGUUUGGCGCCGUCAUGGAUAAGCCCGAUCUCGUGGUGGCAUGCGUCGUCGGAGACGGUGAGGCCGAGUCUGGCCCCACGGCCACUGCGUGGCACUCAAUCAAGUAUCUUGAUCCAGCCGAGUCGGGCGCCGUGCUGCCCAUCCUCCACGUGAACGGCUUCAAGAUUAGCGAGCGUACCAUCUUUGGCUGCAUGGACGACAAGGAGCUCGUCGCUCUCUUCACAGGCUACGGGUACCAGGUCCGCAUCGUCGAGGAGCUGGACGAUAUCGACAACGACCUGCACCAAGCGCUCGAGUGGGGGCUUUCUGAGAUCCGGAAUAUCCAAAAUGCGGCGAGGUCGGAUGAGAAAAAGCCGAUCGUCAAGCCGAGGUGGCCGAUGAUUAUCAUGCGAACUCCCAAGGGCUGGUCGGGGCCGAAGGAGGUGGAUGGAAAGGUUGUGGAGGGAUCUUUCCGCUCUCAUCAAGUGCCACUGCCCAAGGCUGGAGCCGACGAUGCUCAAUUGAAGAUACUAUGGGACUGGCUCGCGAGCUACAAGAUCGGCGAUCUACUGGAGGACGAUGGCAAGCCCAUCCGUCGGAUUACUGACAUCCUGCCUCGUGAGGACGAGCAGAAGCUGGGGCAGGUCAAGGAUACUUAUGCGCCCGAGGCAGGACUGGAGCCAGUUGAUUGGAAACCUUUUGGGGUGGAGAAGAAGACGACAGCCAGCUGUAUGGCGACUACGGGCAACUUCCUCGAUGCAGUGUUUGAGGCAAAUCCGAAGCGGAUCCGGCUCUUUAGCCCGGACGAGCUCGAGAGCAACAAGCUUCAUGCCAUCCUCGACCACACGCAGCGCAACUUCCAGUGGGACGCUUACUCGCGCGGCAACGGUGGGCGCGUGAUUGAGACGCUGUCGGAGCACCAGUGCCAAGGCUUCAUGCAGGGAUACACGCUGACAGGCCGGACGGCUAUUUUCCCAUCAUACGAAUCGUUCCUCGGAAUCGUGCACACAAUGAUGGUGCAGUACAGCAAGUUCGUCAAGAUCGCCAAAGAAGUGAAGUGGAGGGGGGAUCUCAGCAGCAUCAACUACAUAGAGACGAGCACCUGGGCGCGGCAGGAGCACAACGGCUUCUCGCAUCAGAACCCGAGCUUCAUCGGGGCGGUUCUCAACAUCAAGCCCGAUUUCGCGAGGGUCUACCUCCCGCCCGAUGCCAACUGCUUCCUCAGCACGGUGCACCAUUGCGUCAAGUCCAAGAACUACGUGAACCUGAUGAUCGGGAGCAAGCAGCCGACGCGGGUGUACCUCUCGCCAGAUGAGGCGGCAGAGCACUGCAUGGCCGGAGCCGGCAUCUUUCACUUUGCAUCCACGCCGGCCGAGAAUGGUGGAGAUAAAAACAAGUCGACGGCGGACCCGGAUGUGGUACUAGUCGGAAUCGGCGUCGAGGUCACUGCCGAGGCGGUGGCUGCGGCGGAACUCCUGAUCGAGCUGUGCCCGGAGCUCAAGGUGCGGAUGGUCAACGUUACGGACCUGAUGAUCCUGGUCCCCGAGAGUCGGCACCCCCAUUCGCUGUCCAAGGAGCAAUUCGUGGAACUUUUUACGGCCGACAAGCCGGUGCUGUUCAACUACCACGGCUACGCGACGGAGCUCCAGGGUCUGCUGUUUGGACGGCCCCGUACGGACAGGAUGACGGUCGAAGGCUACCGCGAGGAGGGCAGCACGACGACGCCCUUUUACAUGAUGCUUGCCAACUGCGUCAGUCGAUUCCACCUUGCCAGGAGAGCAAUCCGCGCUGCUUCUUCGUCGUCUACGGUCGACAAGAACAAGCUGGACCAGGUGCUGAAGGAGAUCCAGGCUAGGGAGGAUCGGGUGAGGAAGUAUAUUGACGAGAACGGUAAAGAUCCGGAAGAAAUGUGA
Messenger RNA from Pyricularia pennisetigena, 2442 nucleotides. RefSeq lists its product as uncharacterized. The transcript is spliced from 3 exons. The record is from RefSeq and is a predicted model, not a curated record. The coding region runs from base 1 to 2442 and encodes 813 amino acids. Gene Ontology annotation, biological process: carbohydrate metabolic process. Lineage: Eukaryota; Fungi; Ascomycota; Sordariomycetes; Magnaporthales; Pyriculariaceae. Gene Ontology annotation, molecular function: aldehyde-lyase activity.